Messenger RNA from Aspergillus puulaauensis, 915 nucleotides. Its product is annotated as esterase/lipase family protein. Lineage: Eukaryota; Fungi; Ascomycota; Eurotiomycetes; Eurotiales; Aspergillaceae. The record is from RefSeq and is a predicted model, not a curated record. The transcript is spliced from 4 exons. The coding region runs from base 1 to 915 and encodes 304 amino acids.
AUGGGCCUACAUCAGAUAUACCCCGCUCAGAGGCGAGGAAGGUUUAGCGUUGAUGUUGUCCUCGUCCACGGCCUGUGCAGUGAUUCGUCCUCAGCAUGGACCAAGAACGACAUCACCUGGCCCAGGGACCUGCUUCCUCAUUCAUUGGGAUACUGCAACGCGCGGAUUCUUACGUUCAGCUACGCAGCAGAAGGCUUUCUCAGCGCCAAUACCAAGACCCACGGGGUCCGUACUUUUACCUGCGCCGAGUCCCUGCUCAGUGAUCUUAGAGACUAUCGGAUUAUGGAUCCAAAACGCCCCAUCAUCUUUGUUGGCCAUUCUCUGGGUGGACUGGUGAUCAAGUCUGCCCUGGUGCACGCAAACAUCCGCAAUCAAGUUUACGGCAUCAUAGCGGAGUGCACCAAAGCGAUUGUCUUCUUCAGCACACCGCACCAAGGAAGUGACAAUGCUGCUUGGGACGCUUUCUUCACCAGCCUGGACCAAGCGAACCUGCAGGGAGCGCAGGUUGUUGGAGAGCUGAGACUAUGGUCAGACAUGCUGGUGCAGCUCACAGUGGAAUUCGCCGACCUCGCCCGGUUCUUCCGGAUGACCUCGUUCUUCGAAACGCGGGGAAGCAAGGGUGUCUUCGUUGUCAAGGAAGCAAGCGCAAGAAUAGGGCAGUUCGGGGAGCGCCCACGGGGCCUCGACGCAGACCAUAUCGGAAUCUGUAAGUUCGUUGAAGACGAUGAUAAUUGGGGUAUUGUGCAGGCCCGCUUCGAAGCAAUUGCAUACGAAAUCGGUAUCUACGAUGAAAUCACCCAUCCUGUUUCUCAACCUGCACGAGCGCCUCUCGCUCUGGAGGCCCCUCAGGAAGAUGAGGACGAACUUGUCAGGCGCAUCCAGCAGAAUUUACAUGGUUCGAUGAGAAGGAACUAG